GGCGAAGUCUAAAAACGGAGGAAGAUCUCUGAGGGAGAAACUGGACAAAAUAGGAUUAAACCUGCCAGCCGGGAGGCGUAAAGCUGCUAACGUUACCUUGCUCACGUCACUGGUGGAGGGAGAAGCAGUGCAUCUAGCUAGAGAUUUUGGGUACGUUUGUGAGACAGAAUUUCCUGCAAAAGCAGUAGCUGAAUUUCUCAACCGACAACAUUCCGAUCCAAACGAGCAAGUCACAAGAAAAAACAUGCUUCUAGCUACAAAACAGAUCUGUAAAGAGUUCACCGACCUGCUGGCUCAGGACCGAUCUCCCCUGGGGAACUCGCGGCCCAACCCCAUUUUGGAGCCGGGCAUCCAGAGCUGCCUGACCCACUUCAACCUCAUCUCGCACGGUUUUGGGAGCCCAGCAGUGUGCGCUGCUGUCACCGCCCUGCAGAACUAUCUCACCGAGGCGCUCAAGGCCAUGGACAAAAUGUACCUCAGCAACAAUCCCAACAGCCACACAGACAACAGCACCAAAAGCGGCGACAAAGAGGAGAAGCACCGAAAGUGAGGAUCUCCCCCACACGCUCCUCUCCCUUCCCCCUCAUAGCCCAUCGACGCAUUCAUCUCCCUCCUCCCUCUCCCCUGCUCCCAGCACCCCAGGCUACAGCAACAGAAUGAGCGUCCUUCUGCCAAUCCUGUUCUCUGACUCUGCAGGACUGCUCUGCCCUCUCCCUGCACCCCUGCCCAGCAUCCACAUUGCCAUUUGCUCCCUCUUAACUUCCACCCCCAACCACCACCACUCUUCCUGCUGCCACCAUCGUUUUACCCCAGUUUGGAGCCUAAGAGAACAGAACAGGGGACGGAGCCAGCAAAGAAAAAAAAAAAAGUUCUCUCUUGAGUUUGUGAACUUUUUUUUUAAAUAAAACAAAAUGAGGAAAAAAAUACACAAAAACAAAACAAAAAAGGAAAAGGACUUUUUUUUUCUAAAAAAAUAAAAAAAAA
Messenger RNA from Mesitornis unicolor (brown roatelo), 984 nucleotides. Its product is annotated as transcription factor AP-2-alpha. Gene Ontology annotation, molecular function: RNA polymerase II transcription regulatory region sequence-specific DNA binding; DNA-binding transcription factor activity, RNA polymerase II-specific. Lineage: Eukaryota; Metazoa; Chordata; Aves; Mesitornithiformes; Mesitornithidae. Gene Ontology annotation, biological process: anatomical structure development; regulation of cell population proliferation; regulation of transcription by RNA polymerase II. The transcript is spliced from 3 exons. The record is from RefSeq and is a predicted model, not a curated record. Gene Ontology annotation, cellular component: nucleus. The annotation marks the transcript as partial.